AAAUUGGUGUUAUUCUGUAGUGACAAAGUUAGCUAGCCUAACAUGUCUGAUAGCAUCAUGUUAACUCAGCCCGCCCCUUCAGCACUGUAGCAACUAGAGAGCUUUGAUGCGCUGCUGUGGUUGCCAUCGUCUCUCAGAUGAUGGCGGCGACACCGAAUCCCUACCGUGGCGAAUUCGAAUAACAAUAAUUAAGUUAUAGAAACCAAUUAAAAUCGGAUUGUAACGUUGCAUAUUAGUGCUAAGGCGGUCAACACAUACUGGUUUCGAAUAUUGAAGGAAACGGGUCCGGUAAGUGUUCAUUUGCGGCAGGGUUUAGCGAACACGAGUCCGCGAAAGGAAGAGGAACGCAAAUUUUGCAGGAGGGAGUCUGGAGUCUCUGCUUUCUCCGCCAUUUUGUGAUAACAAGAAGCAGAACACGAUAACCGACAGAGCUCAGAAUGACAAAUGAGGAACCUCUUCCAAAGAAGGUUCGCCUCAGUGAAUCUGACAUGAAGACCCUGACCAGAGAGGAACUGUGUGUGAGGUGGAACCAACAUGAAGCCUACGUUCAGAUCCUGGAGGCAAAAUAUGCUGAUCUGAAUUCGAACGAUGUGACUGGGCUGAAGGAGUCUGAGGAGAAGCUGAAGCAGCAGCAGCAGGAGGCGUCACGCAGGGAGAACAUCCUAGUCAUGCGGCUCGCAACCAAGGAGCAGGAAAUGCAAGAGUGUACAACCCAGAUCCAGUACCUCAAGCAAGUCCAGCAACCCAGUGCCGCCCAAUUGCGGUCGUCAAUGGUAGACCCGGCCAUCAACUUAUUUUUCCUCAAAAUGAAGGGAGAACUGGAACAGACUAAAGACAAACUGGAGCAGGCCCAAAAUGAACUGAGUGCCUGGAAAUUUACACCAGAUAGCCAGACGGGGAAGAAGCUAAUGGCCAAGUGCCGGAUGCUGAUCCAGGAGAACCAGGAGCUGGGGAGGCAGCUGUCCCAGGGACGUAUCGCCCAGUUGGAGGCAGAGCUGGCCCUGCAGAAGAAGUACAGCGAGGAGCUCAAGAGCAGCCAAGAUGAGUUGAACGAUUUCAUCAUCCAGCUGGAUGAGGAAGUAGAGGGCAUGCAGAGCACCAUCCUGGUCCUCCAGCAGCAGCUCAGGGAGACCCGUCAGCAGCUCUCCCAGAACCCAGCUCAAGCUGCCUCUGCCGGGGCAGGCCCCAGCAGGACUUCACCCUCCGCCGAGCCCCCCAGCCAGCCCGAGCAGCCCUCCGCCCAAGCCGGGAAAGACUGCGGAAGGGUCUCCAACGGCCCAAGCAACGGCAGCUCGUCCUCCCAGAGGGGUGCGGCGACCACCCCCAGCCUGUACCGCGAGGUCAGCAGCACAGAGGAAGACUUUCCCCCGUCCCCCAUGGUCUCCAGCCCCGGUGAGGGCGAGACGAAACUCUCCAACCACUCAGAGGAGGCAGCGGGUGGCCAGACUGGUGGCAGUGCAGGGGGUACAGCAGCAGGGGGGUUCGGGAGCCAGCUGAGCACAGGGUAUGAGAGCGUGGACUCCCCGACGGGCAGCGAAACGUCCCUGACGCAGCACUCGAACGACACAGACUCCAACACCGACCCCCACGAAGACAAGUCUGCCCUGGUCGUCAAGGGGAACAGGACUGCGGGGUCGCGGCAGGCUCAGAACGGCCUGAGCGCGAGCAGUGGCACAGUUUUGUAAUGUACUUUAUAAUAACACGUCAUUUGUCUUUUUCUUUUUAUACGAGACACAAACGCAUAGUUGGUAAAAACAGAACUGCUGUCCAGAACUUUUUCUCCUCUCCUUUGCCUAUCGUGAUACCUCUUCCACAAUUUUAAAGAAAAUAAUUGCAUUGCUAAACAGGAACAUUACGUGAAAUGAAUUAAUGUAUGUGCAUAUGACUUGAGUUUUGUAUGAUUCAAGCUAGAUCUUUUUUUCUUUGGUCUCUUGGUUAUUUGAACAUGUUGCUCGAUAACGUUCUUGUUUGAACUCUUGACAAACUCAAAUGAUCAAGCAUCUGGUGUUGUAGUCAUGCUCAAUAAAAGUCAAACCACAGUUCACUUUAGUAGCUUUGCAAUGUUAAAUGAUACCUUUUAGAUGUUGACUUUUAUUUUUUUUAAUCCUUGGCAAAUACAUUUCUGUUUGACAAUGUGUGUAGUUUCUACGCGAUGUACCUUGAAUUCAUUAUUCUGACUUCCAUCCUUCUCAUGUACUGACCAAAUAUCAAUAAAGACUUUUAAUAUG
Molecule: messenger RNA, 2228 nt
Organism: Oncorhynchus mykiss (rainbow trout)
Lineage: Eukaryota; Metazoa; Chordata; Actinopteri; Salmoniformes; Salmonidae
Product: pre-mRNA-splicing regulator WTAP
Biological process (GO): mRNA modification; regulation of alternative mRNA splicing, via spliceosome
Cellular component (GO): nucleus
Source: RefSeq, a predicted model, not a curated record